Molecule: messenger RNA, 417 nt
Organism: Glarea lozoyensis ATCC 20868
Lineage: Eukaryota; Fungi; Ascomycota; Leotiomycetes; Helotiales; Helotiaceae
Product: Histone-fold containing protein
Exons: 3
Coding region: 1-417 (138 amino acids)
Biological process (GO): resolution of meiotic recombination intermediates; replication fork processing
Cellular component (GO): FANCM-MHF complex; Fanconi anaemia nuclear complex
Molecular function (GO): protein heterodimerization activity; chromatin binding
Source: RefSeq, a predicted model, not a curated record
AUGGAUGUUGCACUCCAAGAACAGCUAAAAGCCGCGCUCUGGUUCUCAAUCGGCAAAAUCGUAGAUGAAGAAACUCUACGUUUGAAUACGAGCGCGACACCACAGUUUAUCGGUGCGUUGACUGAGAUGGUUUGGACGCAGAUUGAAAACGUAGCAAUCGACCUCGAAUCCUUCGCCUACCACGCGGGUCGCACGGCAGUGACAACAGAUGAUGUACUGCUUCUUACGAGACGGAAUGACGCGUUACAGGGCAUUAUACGAGAUUUUAUUGAGAAGGGACGGGAUAAGGGGGGGAGAGGUGGGAAGGGGAAGGGGAAAGGGAAGGAAGCGGUGGGGAGAGGGAAGGGGAAGGGUGUUGCGAAGGGAAAUGGAGGGGGGAAGGGGAGAGACAAGGGGAAAGGACGGGCUGUGGGUUGA